UGGAGCCACGACCAUAACUCCUGUGGAUGGAUUUACACCUCCUCCACCUCGCACACCUCUGGAUUAAAUUCAUAGCACGGGGACAUUUUAAAUCUGGAGCCAAUCAAUAGAGACCAUCAAGAAGCAGAGGAGAAGAGUCGCGAGGUAGGGGAGGGGGAGUGUCACACCUCCUCCUCCUCCUCGAACAUCUUUCCGUGCGUGGAGUAGGAGCUGCAAAAGUGCACCAACCCGAGAGGAAGAAGGGAUGAGGGGUACAGAGGUGGGGGGGAGAUACAAACCGGAGCCACCUCCAAAAAAAAGGCGCUCAUUCAUUCAUCUCAGCCUGCCCGAGGACAGCAUUGCCAAGCGCGUUCACACUCCAGCGGCUCAGCUCGGUCCAAAACAUCCCACACCCCUCCUUCUUUCUUUCGCACAUGUGAGCGUAUAGUUCUCAUCCGUACUCUCCAAGUGCACACUUGCGAGUGAGUAGCGGGGGAAAGGAGAGGGGCGCGAGGAGCGAGCCCAUCCUCACCUGCGCAGACUUUUGACGCACUCCGGGACACCACCGCAGGGAGGCGACGCGAGACGGCCGUGCAUGGGCCCCAAGCCCCGCGAGUCCCCCGGGAUGGCGUGCGGCGCCUGUUACUACCUGGUGAUCAGCUCCACGCAUCUCAGCAACGGACACUUUCGGCGCGUUAAGGGGGUCUUCAGGGGGCCGCUGUGCACCACAGCAGCGUGUGAGUCACCGGAGCGUGCCGAGCGAGCGUUGGGCUGCUCAGUGGAGGAUCUGAAGUCUCUUUUCUACUGCGAGCUAUGUGACAAGCAGUAUCUGCGCCACCAGGAAUUUGACAACCACAUCAACUCCUACGACCACGCACACAAACAGCGGCUGAAGGAACUCAAGCAGAGGGAGUUUGCUCGCAACGUGGCCUCGAAGUCAUGGAAGGACCAGCGCAAGCAGGAGAAAGCUCUCAGACGCCUGCACCAGCGAGCACAGCUGCAGCAGGAACGCCAGCGGAGCCAAGGAAGGACUUACGAGCUACGGAGCACUGUCAGACUUGUGAGCCAGCAGCAAGACCGAGACACGGAGAACAAAGCCUGCAGCCCUGUGGACAAAUUUGAACCCUUAAAAAACACACAUAGGCCCCCAGCCAAACACGCCAGUACAUUUCCACUGAGCAACCAGCGAGAAAAUCCAUGCCGGCCUCCCUCCCAAACACUGCUGGCCGCUCCAGCCGAGUCCCCGCUAAUCACUCAUCCAGAGGGCAAUAAAGGUCCUGCUGCAGUCAAUCAGCGGCCUCAUGCGGGCUGCCAGAUGCCUCUGGAGGGGCGGGGGCGAGCUGGGGGCAGACGUGGGGUGUCCUUCUGUUUCUCGCGCAGGGGGCCGAGGCUGGAGCCCUGCGCCUCAGUUUUCUCCGACCAGGAGGAGGAGGAGAGAAAGAGGCGGGAGCAAAUGAGAGAGCGGAUUAAGGGCAUUUUGGAAGACAUAGAAAGGGAAAUUGAGGGUGUUGGUCAAAGCAAUACAGGAGGAAAUUGCACAGAGGAUGCGGAAAUAAGGGAGGACAUAAAACAUAAUCAGAGCAGUGAUUUAACACGCUCGGCAUCACAUGCGGCUAGCGGGAUGGACAUAAAGCAGCCAUCAGGAGCAGGGGUCGGCGCGCACAUGUCCGUUUUGGGUAAAGAUGGCUCCACCUGUGUUCGAUGGCCUGUCAGUUUGCUGAGGUUCACUGAGUGUGAGCCUUGCAUCUCUUAUAGCUGCAACCCCAACUCCACAAAGCAACCCAAAACAGUUGAACAACACGACGCACAGGAUCAGCUAUGUGAUCUCCUGGAUGAAUCGAAUCCAUGCCAGUCAGCUAUUCUUACACAAGACACUCAUUACUGUUUACGAAAAGAGGCGAGUCUCGUGCAUGAGCCGCAAAAAGAUGAGGAGAAUGUCAAGGCAGACGCACACCUGUUUGUCGAGAACAAAAACCUUUCAUCGUCAGGGGAAGGAUCAGAAGGGGCGUCUCGCAUGCUAAGUAUAGAGCAACGUGUGAGGGCGCACUCCUUUCCAUUUGACCCCGCUCAUAGUGACAGCUCUGACACAAACCCCCCGACUCCUCAGAGAGGCAGAUUAGCAGGCACCGGGGGGAUCGGGGAAAGAGCCAUCUCAGCCCUAAACUGUGAAUUAGAAUCUGUCACUAAGCUUGGCACACGCAGGAUAUGCAUCGGCCCGCCCAGGUGUGAGAGCGAGAGCGAAACCGUGUGCGAGCGUGCCAGCGAUCCUCGUCCGCGAAGAGGUAUAUCACGCAGAAAGAGUAAACAGAGCAAAACGAAGCCCAAGUUGGGAAUGAGAAAGAAGGGUGAAAAGCGAAAGGCCGCAAAUAGGCGGCAAUCGGUGAGGUGUAAAUUGAGGAGUGUCGUCUCUGCAGUCUCCAAUGUGAGCGCCAGGGGAGAAGAAACCGGAGGGAGUUGGGGAGAGAAAAGGGGACAACGGGAGACGGAGGCAAGAGGGAGGGUGUGGAAAGCUGAGGCCGAGCCAGUUUACGUCUCUGUCAGGAAGAGGACGCCUCGCAGGAGCCGCCACUCGGCAUCCCAGGUCCUGCUAGGCGGAGAGCGGGGGGAACGCGGCAGCGCCUUCUCACAGUUUGCCAGACGCACGCCUGACGCAGAAAGGGAGACGUUUCCCCGGAGAUCUCGCUGCUCCUUACGCGCUUUCUCGCCAGGAUGUAACACAAAGCUGUUUUGGGAAUCGGGUCACCAUAGCAACCCCAGGAGUUUCAUUGACUGCAGUUACCCUGACAACAGCUGUGGUGACAGCCCGGCAAGAAAGCGAAAACUCCUCCACGGGGACAGAAGAUUCAUUCACGGUAACAGAAGUAGUUUGAGACGCCACGAGGAGACAGAGAGAGGGAGGGUAAGAGGGACGCAGAUAACUUCCAAAGACAGAGGUUUACUGUCAGAACAAUGGGAGUGGACUGGGGAGAAUGGAAGGCUGAAUUCGGGAUGGAGAUGGCAAAACAAGACUAUAGGGUGGGAAUGGGGGACUAGGUCCAGCCCAAGUCCAAGCAGCAGGGAGAUGACAAGCAGGCGAACAAACAAGGAAGAUGUGGAUUGGGACAAGUGGACAUUGGGAAGCAGCGACAGCUGGGAAGAAAGGGAGACAGGCAGGUCCACUUCAGACUGUAGAACUGGUCCUGACGGCAGGUGGAGCCCCAGCUGGGGGAGGGGGUCUGCGGGGACAGGACGCUCAAACUUUAGGUAUGAGGCUAGCCCUGAAUGGUGGACGAGCAGGCGGACGUGCAGCCCGCCGAGGGCGUGGAACCCGUACGUGUCCAGCAGAAGUUACAGCCCACGCUCCUGCAGCCCGAGCAGCAGCAGCGUUUCUGAGCUCAGCUGGGAGUGGAGCAAGAGCAGCACCUGCUCAGGUACGACCUGCAGGCGGCUCCCAUCCGAGGCGAAGACGCAAAGUGACCUUACCGUCAAUGCUGGAGAAUCUUCAUCAGACCCCAACGCACAUCACAGUGAGAGCAACACUUUUCAGCCUGAAGGGACCAAGUCACAGUUUGACAAUGACCAUGGACCUCCCGCCUUUAAGACCACAGACACAAUCAUCCCAUGCCACAGUGAUACCGUAGCACAAAAACCAGCUCGGACUUCGCUACUCCCGCUCAUUGGGAAGCUCCCUGCAAUCCAGAAAAAGGCGAGAAGGAGAAAAGAACAGUUGGAGAGGAUUCAGAAGGAGCUUGGCGAUGAGGAGGCAAGUCAGAAAUUGAUCGGUGGACAUCCUUUGGGCUUGGCUGAGUCAAAUCAAAGCGGCACGCCAAAUCUGUGUCCAACUGAGAUUAGGACUGACAAUCAGGAGACAGGUAGAGGAGCAGCUCAGCCAAUCAGCUUUAGCGCCGAGGAGAUGGACAAGUAUCGACUCCUGCAGGAACAGGCCAGAGAGCACAUGCAGAAAGUUCUGGAACAGAGUGAAGAGAGUACAGAUCCGCCCAUGGAGAUAAACUUCACUUGCAGCACGCAGAUAGAUGAGUGCGAGACUUUAGAGGACAGGUACAUGCCUGCACCCUCACUCAAGCCUCCACAGAAUCCUCACGCAAUACAAACAGGUCACAACCACCAAGAAAGACUUCUACACAUGAACCCGCAAGAGGAUUUUACACAGCCGGUGGGUUUGGGUGUCCCCAACCUCCCUCCCCUUGCACUGACCCCCCCUUUGGCCAGCCUCCAUCAUUUCAUUUUACAGCACUCGGCCUUCUCCGCAGUUCAAUCCCCCGCCUCGCGCCACUCUACCGAUGUCCACCCAGCUCAGCUAGCUCACUCUCUCCCCCACCGCCGGCCAAGCUUACCCGAUUACCUUCACCCUUCUCCUGUCCCUCUCUCAUCCCUCUUUCCCUCCAUCCUCCUCGCUCACCACACCGUCCCGUUCCUCCUUCCUCCACCUCUUCCCCCAGUGUCCGCCUUCCAAACAAACCUUCUCACGCCUCUUUCCGCGCUAGCCCUGCAGCCUCCCAACAAUCUGCGGCCUUUCAUGGACAGGGUAUGGCCGGCGAGGUUCCAACAAAAGGCCUUGUGACAGUCGCAGAGCUGCUGUCAUGUUUAUUAAUUGUCCAUCAGAAAAGAGAUCAGGCUAUUGGAAAUGGGGUUGUACCUGUAAUCGAAUUAAUUCAAGCUUCUCUCCACACACACAGUGAGUCCCCCAUUGACCGUUUUUCAAUUGAAAAUGUGUUUCUCCAUUAAUCCCCCGCCGCGUGGCAGCCGACAGUGAGACAACUGACUUUGAUCAUUUACUUUCUCGAUCAGUUGAGCUUACAAUAAAGAGAAAGGUGCACCUGCUAUUCAAAGACAAGCUGGGCUUGUGUCAUGUGUCCUCUUUGGUGGUGGCCAGCUACCUUUUGAAGUGCAGCCUUCAUGCCCCUGACAAAGAGGAGGGAGAGAAUAACAUUGCUCCAUUUCACAGUGGUUGUAGUGGUAAAAGUAUGAUGUUCAACAAUCAGAAAUGAAGUUGUGGCACAAGCACUACUCUAACUUGUUCACGUGAGAAUUUAGUAGGAUUCUUUUGUUUAAUCUCAAUUAAUGAGGGUAUUGAAAAUGCAGUGCCCUAACCCUAAUCUAUUUACCUAUCUAUAUUUAAACAAUCAUAAAAUGUAUUAUAAUAGGUGCAUUCAAAACUGUAAAGCAAAUCAAACCAAGUUAUGAAUGCGGUAAAUACUUAAACUUUAAGACACUAACCUACUAAAUUCUCGUAAGAACAUAUUGCACGAUAGGCCUACUGUAUAUGAGCAGCUGGAUUUCAACAGAUGUCACCUCUAAAAAUUUGUUUUGUGUCUUUUUUUUUUUUGUAUUUUGUAAAUAUUCGAACAGACCUUGUGUUUGAGUCAUGGCAAGCAAGUGGAUAAAAGCCCAUUCAUAAUUCACUUCAAACACAGUAUGGCCCGGGUGACGAGCCAUACGUCACAUUUCCCUUCCCACAUGUGUUUAUGAAAGACAUUUGCUAAAUUAAAAAGCAUCUCCGAAAAAUAACAA
This is a messenger RNA of Phyllopteryx taeniolatus (common seadragon), 5490 nucleotides long. Its product is annotated as G patch domain-containing protein 8. Bases 575 to 4540 code for a protein of 1321 amino acids. The transcript is spliced from 4 exons. Gene Ontology annotation, cellular component: nucleus. The record is from RefSeq and is a predicted model, not a curated record. NCBI's taxonomy places the organism in Eukaryota, Metazoa, Chordata, Actinopteri, Syngnathiformes, Syngnathidae.